Molecule: messenger RNA, 1284 nt
Organism: Lepus europaeus (European hare)
Lineage: Eukaryota; Metazoa; Chordata; Mammalia; Lagomorpha; Leporidae
Product: peroxisomal membrane protein PMP34-like
Exons: 1
Biological process (GO): transmembrane transport
Cellular component (GO): peroxisomal membrane
Molecular function (GO): FMN transmembrane transporter activity; AMP transmembrane transporter activity; ADP transmembrane transporter activity
Source: RefSeq, a predicted model, not a curated record
AGUUUGUCCAGGUGUGCAGGGAGCCGCCCCGAUGGCCUCCGUGCUGUCCUAUGAAAGCCUGGUCCACGCCGUGGCGGGAGCUGUGGGAAGUGUGACAGCAAUGACAGUAUUUUUUCCCUUGGAUACAGCUAGACUUCGGCUUCAGGUCGAUGAGAAAAGAAAGUCCAAAACCACACACAUGAUGCUGCUGGAGAUCAUCAAAGAGGAAGGCCUCCUGGCGCCAUAUCGAGGGUUAUUUCCAGUUAUUUCCAGUCUCUGCUGCUCCAAUUUUGUCUAUUUCUACACUUUUAAUAGUCUCAAAGCUGUCUGGGUCAAAGGUCAACGUGCUACUACUGGAAAAGAUCUGGUAGUUGGAUUUGUUGCAGGAGUGGUGAAUGUAUUGCUAACAACUCCACUUUGAGUGGUAAACACCAGACUGAAGCUACAAGGGGCAAAAUUUAGGAAUGAAGACAUUGUACCAACCAACUACAAAGGCAUCGUUGAUGCUUUUCAUCAGAUCAUUCGAGAUGAAGGAAUCUUAGCUCUGUGGAACGGCACGUUUCCCUCCUUGCUGUUGGUCUUCAAUCCUGCCAUCCAGUUCAUGUUCUAUGAAGGUUUGAAACGGCAGCUUUUAAAGAAACGGAUGAAGCUUUCGUCUUUGGAUGUGUUCAUCAUCGGUGCAGUAGCCAAAGCGAUUGCGACCACAGUCACCUAUCCCUUGCAGACGAUACAGUCAAUUCUGAGGUUUGGACGUCACAGACUAAACCCAGAAAACAGAACACUGGGGAGUCUUCGGAAUGUGCUCUACCUUCUUCACCAGCGAGUGAGGCAUUUUGGGAUAAUGGGACUCUACAAAGGCCUUGAAGCCAAGCUGCUGCAGACGGUCCUCACGGCUGCCCUCAUGUUCCUCGUUUAUGAGAAACUGACAGCUGCCACCUUCACCGUCAUGGGACUGAAGAGCGCGCACAGGCCCUGAGAGGUCCCCAGGAAGGGCAGCCGAUGCCCCGGCAGGGGUUUCCUGAAGAGAAGAGAAGGGAUUCUCCUUCUGUUCCGGCUCUUCCACCACAAGUCCUACCCUCGCUGGCUCGAAAGGCAUCCAAGGGGAAACAGGGAGUCCAGCCAGCUGGACUUAUUGCCAACUCAGAAUAUUCGAUGUCUGGUUGGAUUUUGAGGUGGAGGGUAGACUAAUAUGGGAAGAAAACAUGAUUGAAAAUCUAAAAAUGAGUCUGUGGGGUUUUUAUUGGUUUUCUUAAGGGAGAUGGGCUCUGACUCUCGUGUGUGAUCUUUCCCAUCUGAAGUUAUUCU